AUGGCGCGUCCAGACGCUACGCAGCCUUCGUCGUCGUCAUCGGCCUUGACGUCCACAACGAGCGCAAAGGAGACCACCGACGCAGCCACAACUCAGUCGCAGCUUGCCCCCUCGACCCCGCCAGCGCAGUCGGCCGCUCUGCCCACCCCUCCCACCUCUCACAACGAGUUUCGGCCUCCUCAGAAUCCAGUCGCCUCCUCCUCCAGGAUCAACGACGAUGACCAACUCCCAGACACAAGUCCGACCACCACCGUCUCGGAAAACAUGGGCCCUCGCAGAGCCGCUGCUCGUCUCAGUGGCGGAAGCACUUCGUUUGAUCGCAACGCCGACGACUCCUUUUCGUCUCAGCGCAGAGCCAGUCGGCGCUCGAGCAUCGACCGCAACGACGAACGCACAGUAGCAGCAGAACGUCCUCUCGAUCGCAGCUCCUAUCGUUCGCGCCAUUCGCCCUCUCACUCGCCCGCUCGCUCUCUCACUCCUUCUCCCAUUUUGGGCUCAGCCUUCGCUGCUCGUCCAUUGUCACUCCGACCAGACGAUAACGAAGACGAUGCAGACGACCACGACAUUCUCAAGCUCGGCCAUCUUUCCUUUCCCAUGCUCGGUGUAGGCGUCGGCCCCACCAAGCAAGAGAUCGAGAUGCUUGUCUACGGCUCGUCAACUACCAACGGUGACGCUGCUGACCCCCCUUCACCAGCUGAAGAGUCAGGCAGCCUCGAGGAUGUGCUUGGGUCGUUGGCCAACAUGGGACUGGACCAGCCCAACGAAAGCUCAGCAAGCGAAAGGGAGCGAGAGCUCGCCGGGAUGGUCAAGAUGCUCGCGUCCCGAUGCACAACCCUCACCGACUCCCGCGAUCGAGCGCAGUCCCAGCUCAAGUCGACGCGCUUCACCGCCCUCUCUGUCAUUUCGUCGAUGAAGCAGGCACAUGCUCACGCUCUUGCCGCAAACCGCAACGUCACAGAUCGCCUCGAGGCCGAGCUGGACGGAUGGAAGGCUCAGGCAAAGAUGCUCAGUGCCUUGCUCAACCGCGCAGAAGCCAAGGGCUUCGACGAGAGGCGUUCCAGCUCGGCUACUGCCGCGCCCGUCGUUACAUUCGCCGAUCGAGCAAAAGCAGCUGCCGCCUCCGGCCCUACCUCGAGCCACAAUAGGGUUUCCUCAUUCAAGAGCGAUAGCGCAGGUCUCAAUGCGGACACGAACCAGCGAAUCAUGAGCAGUCCGAGCUUCAAGUCCUCCCCGCGCGAGAACAAUGCUAUCAUUCCAUCGCCUGGCACUACGGGCCUUGGCAUCUCCAGCUCCGGUCUAGCCGAAGUCGACACCGACCUCUCUCCUACUGCUGCCCUUAUCCGCGAGAGGAACAAACUCAUUACGGACAAGAAGCAUCUCAAAACUCGUGUCAGGGAUGCAGAGGCCCAGGUCUACAAGCUCGAGAGCGAGCUCAAGGCUCUCCGACCGUAUCUCGUCUCUGGCGGCAUCAAGACGAGCGAUCUCCCAGCUGAUGCCACGGACGCCGAUGCACUUGGCAGCCACACUCCCGGCAAUCUCAGCCAGCCUGGCACCGCUCCGACCACACCCAGUCGUUCGGGCAGCCGCAGAGACAAGAACCGCAAGAAGCGCAACGUUACCAUGGGCGACGCAGAGACGGAGCACCUCAUGUUGGCUGCUCGACGACUACGCGAGCUGCGCAAGGAGCAAGCAGCCGCUGCGGCGGCGGCCUCCAGCUCACCUGUCGAGUCGGGCUCGCUGCCCACCUCUCAGGAGAGCGGCAGGCCAACGUCCACGGCUGCUGCUUCGAAUGGUCAGGUCCUCGCACCUGCUGCGGACCUCCCGGUCUCGCAUGCUUCCCCUGUCAAGCGACAAGCAAGCGAAGACAGAGACAUGCCGUACCGAAUGGAACCGCGCACGCCGCCGUCCAGAACAGCCGAGCGACCGCCCAAGACGCCCAAAUCCGUUGCCAGCAUUCCCAACACUCCACGCACUGGUGUGCGAGCUCGCGAACUCGAUGAACUGGCUCGAGGAGACGAUCGCCGAGAGAGCUGGUCCGGCCGUCACCGCAGGGUCGACUCUGCGUCUUCGUUCACCGGGAUCGACGAGCUUCUUCAGGCUGCCGAAACGCUCAACCCAGGCGCUGCGGCUCCUUCGCCUUCUAUGCGCGCCGGACGCCCUCCGCUUCCUUUUCCUCCUCCGGGCGGCGACCCGACGUACUACCCUCGCGAGCCACCUCACCGCGGGAUGGGCUACCCUCCGCCGCUCUCCGUCACCACGCAGCGCGGACCUGGUCCUGAGUAUGAUCCCUACGGCUACAGCGCUGCACCCUAUCCCGUCCAGUCGAGUCCGCUCCGUAUGGCUCACGAGAGUCCCAAGCGCCGACGAGUCUCGUCUGCUGCCUUCGACUUUGAGCCCUACGGAUCUCCUUUCCUUGGCGAGCACGCACCUCGCAUUCGAACGCAGACCGAGGGAGCGGAUCCGUUCAUGCAAGGACGCCCAUACCACGACUAUGCCCCAAGCGGACCUCCUAGCGCCGGCGGCAGUCAGGUGUUGAGCGCGCUCGAUCUGCUUGCCGACCAAGCUACUGCGAGCCAGAACCCGUCGCAGGGAAGCGACAAGUCAGGGGAGUACGAGGGUGUCAGUCCCAUCGGCAGUCUCAGCAGCGAUGACGAGAUGAUGGAUGGCGAAUCGCGACGCAAAUCUGGCUCGCGGUUGUCCCGCGCGCAGGAUGGAUCUCGCGGCUCCAAAUCGAACGGCUCGCAGGGCACCUCUCGAAGUGGCGAGAGCAAGAGCUUUGGCGGCAACCAGAACCCCGAAAAGAGACUGCCGUAUGUACGAUGGACCUCGGAGGAGGACACAAAGCUGCGCGCGGCGAUCAAGGAGCACGGCCAGCGGUGGGAGCUCAUCUCGCGUGCGGUUGGCACGAGGUCGUACCACCAAUGCCGACAGCGAUACCUGCUGAUGCGACGCAAGGAGGCAGCUGCCAAGGCGAACGGCGACGAUGGUGAGGGUGGACACGGUCUCUCGGCCUCUGCGUCGGACCAGCAAUCGCAGGAGUCGGACUACGGUCAGGAUCCUCAUCCCAGCAGCUCGAGUGGACGUAGGAAGAGCGGCUCCCAUGGCCGUCGUGCGUCCCGUGGAGCUGAUCCGUACGCCGCAGAAAGCGGUGCCACCUCGACCCCGCUGCACAAGCUCUCGAUCGGUGCGCCUGCGCCCGCCGGCAGCGUCUAUGGCCAAUUCUCGCCGACCCACCGACAGGACGGCUUCAUUCCGUCUUCGCAGACGCCCACACACAACCGGAUGAUGUCGCAUCCGCACGCUGCAGGACCACUGUCGCCAUCGAUGCAGCCGACCUCGCCGUACGCGGCCCAGACCCCGUCGGCUGUUAGGAGGGGUCACUACCCGCCACCGUCGCCGUUGGCGGCGCAUUCGAGGCAGCUGCCGCCGCUUCAAGCGCCCGCACCGGGGUACAUGUCGCAGGGUCCGCCGUCGAGCCCGCACUCCGGCAGCGGGGGCGGCCACCACAGGCAAUUCUCCGGCGAAGGCAGGCAGCAGGGUGGUGCGCCGCCAGAACCCACAACGCCUAGCUCCACCGCAGCCAGAAGGAUGGGCGCCGCCCUCUACAGCUGA
This is a messenger RNA of Kalmanozyma brasiliensis GHG001, 3612 nucleotides long. RefSeq names its product SANT/Myb domain protein. Gene Ontology annotation, cellular component: nucleus. Lineage: Eukaryota; Fungi; Basidiomycota; Ustilaginomycetes; Ustilaginales. The transcript has a single exon. Bases 1 to 3612 code for a protein of 1203 amino acids. Gene Ontology annotation, biological process: regulation of DNA-templated transcription. Gene Ontology annotation, molecular function: transcription cis-regulatory region binding; DNA-binding transcription factor activity. The record is from RefSeq and is a predicted model, not a curated record.